ACUACCGCUCCCAGGGAGCCGCGGGUCGGGUCGGGCCGUGCCGCGGCGGGAGCGGGCCCUGCCCGGCGGGGCGCAGCAUGGAGAGCCCGGCGGUGACCUUCACGCUGGCCUACCUGGUGUUCGCCGUCUGCUUCGUCUUCCCCCCCGACGAGGUGCGCUCGGCCGGGCUGACGGUGCAGAGCCUGCUGGCCGCCUGGCUGGGCAGCGAGGACGCGGCCUUCGUGCAGUAUCACCUGCGGCGCAGCACCGGCACGCUGCUGGCCCACUCCCUCCUGCCCCUGGGUUAUUACCUUGGUAUGUGCUUUGCUGCACCUGAAAAGCAUCUUUGUUUUUUCUACCUGGCUUCAAAAGGAUGGAAAACUUUCUUCUUCUUCGCUGUUCUCUUGCCAGCAGUCACAAGUGCCCUGGCAUAUUACUGGUCACGGAAAGGUUGGAAUAAUCAUCCGUUAGCCCGAACGCUUGCUCUUCAUGCUCUCCCGCAGUCGGGUUGGAGGGCAGUAGCUUCUUCCAUCAACAUGGAAUUUAGGAGAAUCGACAAAUUUGCUACCGGAGCCCCAGGAGCAAGGGUGAUUGUUACGGACACGUGGGUGAUUAAAGUGACCACCUACUGUUUACAUGUUGCCCAGCAGCAGGACAUUCAUUUGACGGUGACAGACUCCAGACAGCAUGAACUCACCCCAGACUCGAAUGUUCCUGUGCAGUUCCUCACCAUCCGUGUUGCCAGUAUUAAUCCCUAUGUAAAGGCAUUUGAUAUCCGGUUGAACUCCACAGAGUAUGGGGAGCUCCGAGAAAAGCUCCGUGCUCCCAUCAGCAAUGCAGCUAAUGUUGUGAUCCAUCAAAGCCUUAGUGAUUUAUUUCUAGAAACCUUUACAUCUCUGGUGGAAAUUAACCAGACAUACUCUGUUCCAAGCACUCAGGAGCUGGAGCCGUGCAUAGGGUGUAUGCAGACUAUCGCUAACAUCAAGCUCAUCAAGAACUGCCAGGAGCCAAACGAAGGGGAGUGCCAGCAAUGCUACUGUCGUCCCAUGUGGUGCCUCACCUGCAUGGGCAAAUGGUUUGCCAGCCGACAGGAUCAGCAGCACCCAGAGACCUGGCUCUCAAGCCAAGUGCCUUGUCCAACUUGCCGAGCCAAAUUUUGCAUUUUAGAUGUUUGCAUAAUACGAUGAAUAACACUUGGGUAUGUUUUAACUUUUUAAAUUUGAGUGUAUUUCGUAAUGGGUUUGGUUAAAAGGUCUGCUCAAUUCGUUUGAGACUUCACGUUCUACAGGGGUGCAAAAUCCAAAGCUUUCUUUUACAGUGUUGAAAACAGAUGUAAAUCUUUUCAGUUCCUGCCCACUUUUACUAGUAUCUUUGGCGUCUAUUCACCAGAUGUCAGUUUCUGGAUUAUUAUUUUUUAAUACAUAUUGUGCUGUCCUAUGUCUUGAAUGGAAUAAGUGUAUCCCUCUCUAUUUGCAGUACUAUUCUCUUUUCAAGUUUUAACGUAGGUUAAAUUUUUAAAUUUAACUUGGGUUUUGAUUCUUGAGUAAAGGGCUAACUAAGAAAAUGACUUUGAUUAGACUUCAUUGAUACUUUUGCUCUUCUUUAAUCCAUUUGUAAAUUUCUUACUAAUCUUUGCAAGUGUUCACCAAAAAGUAGACCAGUUGUGUUCCUUCUGCUGAUCCCUUCCACUUAGAAAUGGGAUCAGUUUCUGUAGGCUAAGGAAUUUAAUACUGAAGAUGUACAACUCCCAUAGGGACCUUUUAUUCCAUUAAUCUGCCUUUAGCUUAUUUUUUUUAUGGAUGUAUUUAUUUCAAACAACAGAAGGAUUCAGAAACAUACCCCAUUUACCUACACUGCUGAUGCUAUGCAUCAUUAAAUCUGUUGGGUUUCCAGGACCUAUGUUGCUUAGGGUUUCGAUGUUCUUUAGGUGCUGGAUUAUUUUUUAUACAUUUGAAAGGAGUGCAGCAAGCAUGUGAACUGUCUAAAUACUCUGCAAGAAUGCUCAGCCAUUUCAAAGCCUGUGAGCGUUUUCUGAGGGGUAACCUUUCCCCUGACAGAGAUGCCAGUAUCACAGAGGUACAAGUUGCCAUGUUAGAAUGACCAUCAUUAAUGAAAGUUCUUCAGGCUUGUGAUUCGAAGACUGAUCAUAAGCAGUAUUUGCUCUUUUAAUAUUCAUAGGGUAUUGAUGCACACUUCUUGACCUCAUCUGCAUCAGAAUGAUUUGUAAAUUAAAAUCAAAGCAUUUUCCAUACAUUUAAGAGACCUAAGUGUAGUGCUUAGUUUUCUAGGUGUCCAUGACACCCUACAAUGGACGAUUAUUUGGCCUACUGCCUGGUGGAAAGCCUUGAGCUGCUGGAGAACGUAUGUUUGGGUUCUUACACUGACCUGUGCAAUGCAGGUGCUGAGAUGUGGGUAUUUGCCUGCUUGGGUUGUCCAUCUUUAGAGGGGUAUUAACCCCAGGCAGACAGGUGGGUCAAAUAAGGAGAGAAAGGAAGAUUGUAAUGCUUUGAUGUAGGAGAAUAAAAGCUCUAAUGCCUCCCACCUGUAUGAUCAGAAGGAUCUUAUCAGUAAAUCACUUGCAUAGAUGACAUGCCAAUGGUUAACUGAAAAUGUCUUGAUUACCAUGACAGGCAGAACUGCUUUGAGACAGAAUAGGUGGCAGGAUGUUAAAACCAGUAAAAUACUGGAAUCACAACCAUGAAAGAUUCCACUAGUCUCAGCCUAGCUACAGGUUGAGUGGUGAAAGCACCGAACUGCACUUAGAGCCAGCCAGCCAGCCAGGAAAUGGUUACGAAUGUCACUGCAAGCUGUAUUUUGGAGAGGGAUAUGGAACUAAGAACAGAUUUGACAGCAUUAUUUGAGAACUAACAUAUAUGCUACAUUGUUGGUGUUGGGUUAUUUGUUUGGGCUUUUUUAAUAACAUGCACUUACUAAAGUCCAAACCAUUUGGACAAAAGUCCAAAUUGCUUGAGCAUAUCUCAGUUGUUACGUAUACAACAUUUACUAUGCAAUUAUCUGUACUACCUAUUAAUAAGGGUGAUUAUUCUGUUUUUCGUUACCUAUUGUCUCUUUCCCGAAGAGAUCUUAAGUGGCCUGUCCCUCUUCAUCUGAAUAGGAUUAAAUUGAGUUCAUGAGUUUCAGUCAGAUUUGUUGACAAGUCUGAAAAUUAAUAAAAAUUCAAGGAGCUGAUCAGUGAUUGAAUUUAAAAUAUUUUCCAGUACUUCUGUGGGAAAGCUAUUUGGAUGUUUGAAAUGGUCUCUGCAGAGUUUUUUAACCUCUGGAAGAUUCUUACAGGGCUGGGUGGUGUCAUCUGACAUGCACCUCCUCAUUACACAGCAGCCUUUACAAAUAAGCAUUUUGUACCAUUUACUUCUGGGAAGUUUACAUAAUGUGGCACAGAUACAAGGGAUGUGGUCCCUGAAAUAGUUGCAGAAGAGAGGGUAGGAUUUUGGAGUUGUGGUUUUGCUACUGACAGUCAUUCAACUCUUUUCCUGUUGUGAAUAAAAAUAUUUAUUGUAAAGAUGUGUGAAGUUAAAAUCCUAAAGGCCUUGAGAAACUUAGGUAAUAGAUACAUGUAGUUGCAAAUGGUUUUAUACAAGAAAAACAGGUCAGUUGCCAGUAGUAUCUCAUGUAAUAAGAGCUUUAAUUUCCUAACUGCUUGUGCAGUGGGGUUGUUAUUUAUCUACUUGGAAUUGAUUGGAAGCUUUCAUUUCAGUGGAACUUUGCUGUUAUUCAUCUUACUUCUUUUGUCAAUAAAACAGUAUGACAAAGUAACAGUUAUAAAUGUAGAAUAGUUUUGCAUCUUUUAAUGGUAGUGCUCUAUGCACAGAAGUGCCUCUUAGAAAACUUAGUAAUAAUUACCAAAAUAAAAUUAUGAUUUAUGUUAAUAAUAGUUUCUGGCUUAAAUUCCUUAAACAACCAUUUAUUUUCAAAGUUUAAAUUCUUAAAGUAAUCUGGCAUGCCUCCAAAGUUUGUAAGCUUCUUAAAGGCCGUGUUAGAGAAGCAACUUGUUAAAAAUCCGUAUGACAUAUUCUUACAGACAGCAGAAGGAGAAACCGUGACCUCUCCCUGCACAGUCAUUUGAUAUCUUCUUUGUCUUGAAUAAAUCACUGAACAUGAAAAUAAUAGAGUACAAAAAUAGGCAUUUGUCUUCGUGAUAGCUUCAGGUCAUCAUCCGAAGAACCGCGUUCACGUAUAGGGCUGUUUCUAGAGAAGAUCUCUGUUUGCAGUAGAAAGAAAUACAUUGCCUCCCACCCAACCUUGAUACGUUUCUUAAACAUAAGGGUAGGGCUUAGAAUCAGUCUUUUUACAGCACUUUACUUCGUUAAUUUUUUUUCUUAGAAAUGUGAUGCGCUAAAAUAUUUACUUAAAGAAUUUUCUUGAAUUAUUAGUGAUUUAGUGUUACUUUUUUCAGCUGUGUGUAUGCUUUUCCACAUCACUCAUUUCUGGGUAGGCAAUGUUAGUAAUCUGAGGUACAUUCUUUAAGUGUAACGUCAUUACAAUAAGACAAUCUAUAUGUGGGUGCACAGUGUCCGUGUAAAUACUCCAUAGGUAUGUAUGUGUGUACAACCCAAAUUUCCCUCUGUGCUGCAUCUGAAUAGUUGUUUCCGAAAACAUGGGCUGUGGCUAUAUGAUUUAUUUCCACGGCUGUGUUAUGUCUGUAAUUGUAGCAUUCCAGAAAAUAUUGGCAAAAUAUGUUAUCUGUUGAUAUUUUAGGUUAACAUAGUUUGCUAACCCAAAAAAGGCAUUUUAUCCAAGCAGGACAUAUUUUGAAUCCAUUAUAUGAAUGCAGUUGUUUACCAUGAGGCUCGCCAUUAGCUUGAAACCAAAAUACCAGGUUACUAUGUGAUCUCUUCAGUAUGAUUAUUUUUAUUGUGUUGAAACUUGGUAGACUGCAGCUGUGUACCAUUCUAGUCAGGCUAAACCUCCGUAAGACAUAACUGACUGAAGUUCUGAGUGCCAUUUCUUAAGAAAUGUUAACUUUGAGGUAUUUGAGGAGUUGAGAUAUAUUCAAGGUCUUACAUGUGUUACAAAACAUUUUCUUCCAAAGAUAUACCACAGGGUUUGUUAUUUGGUUUGUUGUUUUUGUUUGUUUUUUUUUUACCUAGGUGGCUUAACUAUUUUAAAACAGUAGUAUUUGGAUAGCCUUUAAGGAAAAGGCUUAAUGAAUACAUGUAGUUAAUCUUAAAACUCUUUGAAGAGCUGAAUAAAAAUACAGUUGAUUUUA
This is a messenger RNA of Chroicocephalus ridibundus (black-headed gull), 5206 nucleotides long. It is a transcript of the gene TMEM129, whose product is annotated as transmembrane protein 129, E3 ubiquitin ligase. The transcript is spliced from 4 exons. Gene Ontology annotation, biological process: protein ubiquitination. Lineage: Eukaryota; Metazoa; Chordata; Aves; Charadriiformes; Laridae. The coding region runs from base 78 to 1166 and encodes 362 amino acids. Gene Ontology annotation, molecular function: ubiquitin protein ligase activity. Gene Ontology annotation, cellular component: membrane; endoplasmic reticulum. The record is from RefSeq and is a predicted model, not a curated record.